Messenger RNA from Mytilus californianus (California mussel), 1573 nucleotides. Its product is annotated as nose resistant to fluoxetine protein 6-like. The transcript is spliced from 11 exons. NCBI's taxonomy places the organism in Eukaryota, Metazoa, Mollusca, Bivalvia, Mytilida, Mytilidae. Gene Ontology annotation, molecular function: acyltransferase activity, transferring groups other than amino-acyl groups. The coding region runs from base 1 to 1395 and encodes 464 amino acids. The record is from RefSeq and is a predicted model, not a curated record.
AUGAAGAAGAGAAACCAACCAAUCAGCACGGUACAGGAUAUUAGAAUUUCUGAAAAUGAUGUGAGUGACUUUCCUUUCUUUGUGUUAAUAGGGAUCCUUGGACAAUUACUGUUAUCCUUUUCCGUAUACACGAAUGGUUCCAAGAUUCUAAGCACAAACCAAUCAGCUGGGACUUUAACAGCUAUCAACGGUAUCAGAUUCAUUAGUAUGACAUGGAUAAUACUGGGUCAUACAUUUGUAUUUGGAUUUAUGCAGGGCAGCGUAGAAAAUAUUGCCACGAUGUUUCCAACCUAUAUAAAGAGGCUCUCAUUUAUGGCUGUCGUAAAUGCCCUGGUUGCUGUAGAUACGUUCUUUGCGCUCAGUGGUCUUCUGUUAACCUAUUUAACUCUGAAGCAGAUGAAGAAAAGCAAAGGAAAGAUUAACUGGUUCCUGUUCUAUUUUCAUCGUUUUUGGAGAUUAACUCCUCCCUACAUGUUGAUUAUGGGGAUUUAUAUAGCAGUAUUGCCUUACAUUGGAAACGGACCUUUCUGGCCCAAGGAUGGCUUCGAGAAAAAUUACUGUCAAAACACGUGGUGGUGGAAUCUGUUAUACAUAAAUAACUUUAAACCAGUUAGUGAAGAGUGUUUUGCCUGGGCUUGGUAUUUAGCAAAUGAUAUGCAGUUUUAUAUAAUCAGUCCAAUCAUUAUCCUACCUCUUUAUUUUUCGAAGAUAGCAGGUACAAUUGUUAUAAGCAUUUUUUUGCUUGCAACAUCAAUAGCAUCAGGGAUUGUAUCUAAGCAUUUUGAACUUGGAGUUUCCACGUUCGGAAAAAAUGGUGACGCACAUUUUAACGAAUACUAUCAGAAGCCGUAUUGUCGAAUGGGACCUUAUCUUCUAGGAAUGUACACAGGUUAUCUCCUGUAUAAAAGUAACUGUAAAUACCGCAUUAACAGGUACCUGAACUUCUUGCUUUGGAUAGUAUUUUCUGUAAUUGCUGUUCUGGUAUUGUAUGGAGUGUAUGGAAACUACAACGAUAAUCCAAUGUCUGAAGAUGUUACUGCUCUUUACAACGCGGUCCACAGAUCUGCAUGGGGUGCUGCCAUCUGUUGGGUAAUAUUUGCGUGUGCUACGGGAAAUGGUGGCUUUAUCAAUACUUUACUAUCCUGGAAGAUGUUUAUACCAUUUAGUAGGCUGACGUUUUGUGCCUAUUUAUUACAUCCCGUGGUACAGUUUUACUAUUAUGGAUCCAAGAAGAAGAUGACAUAUUGGGAUGACCACCAGACGAUAUACGAGUUUGUCGCACACGUGGUAAUGUCGUUUGCGGUUGCAUUUAUCGCUUCACUUGCAUUUGAAUCACCUAUGAUGGGACUAGAAAAGGUCAUUUUCAGACGAGAAAGGAAGAAACAUGCACUUUAAUCCAAAGGAGUUAAAUUGUUAAUGCAUUUUACCAAAUACGAGGUUUUCAAUGUUAUCAGUGUAUUUUGCAAAAGAAAACGUUUUAUACAUUUUGAUAUACAUAUAUGAUUUAUUUUUAAUAUUUUGUAACUGUAACUUUUUGUAUUCAUUUUUGUUCUUUUUAACAUUGCUUUAAUAA